CACACACCCCUUUCCCCCCCCCGUCAAGCACACACCCCUUUUCCCCCCCCAAGCACACACCUUCCCCCUCCUCCCCCCCUCAAGCACACAUUUUUCCCCCCCCGUCAAGCAACACCUCCCCCCC
Molecule: messenger RNA, 124 nt
Organism: Cherax quadricarinatus
Lineage: Eukaryota; Metazoa; Arthropoda; Malacostraca; Decapoda; Parastacidae
Source: RefSeq, a predicted model, not a curated record